Messenger RNA from Mus musculus (house mouse), 3126 nucleotides. It is a transcript of the gene Akr1e1, whose product is annotated as aldo-keto reductase family 1, member E1. The coding region runs from base 361 to 993 and encodes 210 amino acids. NCBI's taxonomy places the organism in Eukaryota, Metazoa, Chordata, Mammalia, Rodentia, Muridae. The record is from RefSeq and is a predicted model, not a curated record. Gene Ontology annotation, molecular function: oxidoreductase activity; 1,5-anhydro-D-fructose reductase activity. The transcript has 10 exons. Gene Ontology annotation, cellular component: cytoplasm.
GAGGCUGAGCCUUUGAGCAAAGGGGAACCAUGGAAAACAUCCCUACAGUGGGCUUGGGCACCUGGAAGGCCUCCCCAGGAGAAGUGACUGAUGCAGUUAAGUUGGCUAUCAACCUGGGCUACCGGCACUUCGAUUGUGCUUACUUAUACCACAAUGAGAGCGAGGUGGGAAUGGGAAUCAGUGAGAAGAUCAAGGAGGGCGUGGUGAAGAGAGAGGAUCUCUUUGUAGUCAGUAAGCUGUGGUGUACCUGCCACAAGAAGUCAUUGGUGAAAACAGCAUGCACCAAUACCCUGGAAGCCCUAAACUUGGAUUACCUGGACCUCUACCUCAUACACUGGCCCAUGGGUUUCAAGUCUUGUGAUGGAUGAUGGCACAAACAUCAGUAAGCUUCUCUUCUUCUGGUUCUCACAGCCUGGGGAAAAAGAUAUCCCUUUGGAUCGCAAUGGCAAGGUCAUACCCAGUCACACCAGCUUUCUUGACACUUGGGAGGCCAUGGAGGACCUGGUGUUUGAGGGUCUGGUGAAGAACCUUGGGGUGUCCAACUUUAACCAUGAACAGCUUGAGAGGCUUUUGGAUAAGCCUGGUUUGAGGGUCAGGCCGAUAACUAACCAGAUUGAAUGUCACCCAUAUCUUAAUCAAAAGAAGCUGAUUGAUUUUUGCCAUAAAAGAAAUGUGUCUGUGACUGCUUACCGUCCCCUCGGUGGCUCAGGAGGUGGGUUUCACUUGAUGGAUGAUACUGUCAUUCGAAAGAUUGCAAAGAAGCAUGGGAAGUCUCCUGCUCAGAUUUUGAUCCGAUUUCAGAUCCAAAGGAACUUAAUAGUGAUCCCCAAAUCUGUCACCCCAAGUCGGAUUAGAGAGAAUAUCCAGGUAUUUGAUUUUGAAUUAACUGAAAAAGAUAUGGAGGAACUCCUCAGCCUAGACAAGAACCUCCGUUUGGCCACAUUCCCCACAACUGAAAAUCACCAAGACUAUCCUUUCCACAUAGAGUAUUGAAAACAGCUUCACUCGCCAUCAUCUCUGCUCAGCAGAACCAGAUCACCAAGCUCUGAUCCAACUCUGUAAAGGCUAUGUGGUCCCUGUGUGACCACAGCACCAGACACAGACACAGCCAAGAAUGACAACAGAGUAAGAACAAGGAAAUCCUACCUAGAACAGAACCAGUUCAGAGAAAAAAUAAAGACCUAGGUAUGAGACAGGGAAAGACCAUGGAGGCUGUGGCUGCUUCCAAGUUGUUAGGAAUAGCUGAGUGCAAAGAAUAUUGUAAUUGUUGUCAGUUAGUCGUAGCCUUUCUGGCUUCUAUUUUCAGAAGUGAAAUGCUAAUUGCUCACGAAUUAAAAUUACCUUCACAUUUUAAGAAAACCUGCUUGACAGAAGUGUUUGAAUAAUAUGUAAGAUUUGAGAAAUUAGUAUAAUUAAUAUCCAUGAGAUGGUUUCAGUAACCACGGACCUGAGGCUGAUUGUGUACUCUACUCUCCCAUAAUUUUCUAGAUGAUAUUGAAGCAAAAUUUUCCUGUAUUUAAGAGAAGAAAAGGCUAUGGAGCUGAGACCCCAGCUCAGACAAAAUGUGUUUUUAAUUUUUCUUACUUAAAAACUUCUGUGUGACUCAUUCCUACCUACCCUACUGCCAUGCGAAUGAGGAUGGAAUUCCAUAAAACUGAUGGUCCAGAACUUGUUCCUGUCUGUAUUAUGAGAAUAUAAAGUAUCACCAUUUUUUCCUAGCCAACUGUUAGUUGGAAUAAAGAAAAUGUGGGAGCCCCAAUCCUCUGUGUAAAGACACUGACUAUCCCGUGAGAACAUGCUUUCAAAGCAAUUAUUUUAAGAAACAUACAUAAAUAUUUCUUUCAGGCCACAGCCAUGUCUACCCUAUGAAAAUCUAAAUACCCCCUUCUUAGCUAGGGAAGCAUGUGGUGUCUCAUCUUAUAUCAAAGUUUUGUCAUCCUGCUGCCUUCCAAACUACAGGGAACCUAAAACUUGCUGGUGAUAUAGAAACAAUGAUUUUCAACUUGAUUCCCAAAAGGAAAAUAUUUUUAUUAGAUAUAUUCUCUAUUUACAUUUCAAAUGUUAUCCCCUUUCCUAUUUUCCCUUCUGAAAAUUCUCUAUCCUCUCCCCACACCACCUGCUCCCCAAAACACCCACUCCAGAUUCCUUGUCCAGGCAUUCCUGUAUACUGGGGCAUAAAACCUUCACAGGACCAAGGGCCUCUCCUCCCAUUGAUGACUGACUAGGCCAUCCUCUCCUACAUAUACAGCUAGAGCCACGAAUCCCUCUGUGUGUUUUCUUUGAUUGGUGGGUUAGUCCCAGGGAGCUCUGGGGUUACUGGUUAGUUCAUAUUGUUGUUCCUCCUAGAGGUCUGCAAACCCCUUCAGCUCCCGGGGAACUUUCUCUAGCUCCUUCAUUGGGGACCCUAUGCUUUUUCUAAUGGAUGACUGUGAGCAUCCACUUCUGUAAUUUUUAUCUCCUUCAUUUCAUCUUCGGAGAGAAGCAAUGGGGGUCAUUUUGCUUUGUGGGGUUGUCUUCAGAACAGGCUUCCAAAGGCUAAGUGGAAGGUAACCAUCUUCAGAGCAUCCUCAGACUUCUCCAAAAUCUCUGUCACCCAGCCCUGACUUCAGGUCAGUUGCUGGCAAAUGAACUUGUGAUAGCUCCAUGAGGGGGGACAUGACUGUGUUUGUCUGGUCCUCGUCUUUCAUCCUGGCAACUCCAAACAUGAGGCUGGCAUACAGCUGGUGCUCAACAGUAAUUUGCUGGGUUGCUGUCCAAUGGCCUCUACCAAGGAAGGAGAGAAAGUACAGUAGGGAUGGCCCAAGCUUUGGAGCUGGACAGACUUGAGCUUAACCUUUCAGCCACCUUAACUUCAGACUGUGCUGUCCCUCUCACCCAACAACUUCACCACAGCACCUCAGCGAGCUCUUAGGAGUGUCAGGAAAUAGCAGAAAAAGCCUUUAGUCAACAAAGGCAGAAACUUCUGCUUUGUUUUCAGUCCACAAACAUUUAGCACUCAACUAUAUGCAAGAUACUGUUCAAGCAUAGUGGGCAAUCCCAUGUCAUAAUGGCUUCAGUUAGUUUUCGUGACAAUCCUCUGAAGUUGGGUCUGCUUACCACCCUCCUUUGCAGCUUCAGGCUUUGAAA